Messenger RNA from Passer montanus (Eurasian tree sparrow), 914 nucleotides. It is a transcript of the gene NKX2-6, whose product is annotated as NK2 homeobox 6. Gene Ontology annotation, cellular component: nucleus. Gene Ontology annotation, molecular function: DNA-binding transcription factor activity, RNA polymerase II-specific; RNA polymerase II cis-regulatory region sequence-specific DNA binding. Lineage: Eukaryota; Metazoa; Chordata; Aves; Passeriformes; Passeridae. Bases 1 to 807 code for a protein of 268 amino acids. The transcript has 2 exons. Gene Ontology annotation, biological process: regulation of transcription by RNA polymerase II; cell differentiation. The record is from RefSeq and is a predicted model, not a curated record.
AUGCUGCCCACGCCCUUCUCGGUGAGGGACAUCCUCAGCCUGGAGGGGCCCGGGGGGCUCCGCGCCGCCCCCGCCCGCAGCCCCGCCGGGCAGGACGAGCCGCCCGCAGGGAAAUCUCCGCUCGGCCCGAGCCUUGAGGCCGAGGAGCGGCGCGGGGAGCCCGGCCGGGCGCGCCGGCAGCCGCGCAAGCCGCGCGUUCUGUUCUCGCAGGCUCAGGUGCUGGAGCUGGAGCGGCGCUUCCAGCGGCAGAAAUACCUGUCGGGGCCCGAGAGGGAGCAGCUGGCGCGGCUGCUGCAGCUCAGCCCCACGCAGGUGAAGAUCUGGUUCCAGAACCGGCGCUACAAGAGCAAGCGGCAGCGGCAGGAGCGCGGCCCGGCGCUGCCGCCGCGCACGGCGCCGGUGCCGCUGCUGGUGCGGGACGGCAGAGCCUGCCCGCGGGGCUGCGGGCCCUUCCCGGCUCCCUGGGGGGCUCCAGGCCCCUUUUCCUCCCGCUCCUGCUGCGGCGGCGCUGCCGGGGCGGGCUGCGGGUACCCCGCGGUGCCGCCCGGUGCCACCGCGGCGGUGCCCAGCGCCUGCCCGCGGCUCUGCCCGCGGCUCUGCCCGCGGCUCUGCCCGCGGCCAUCAGCGCCCGGAGCCGCAGCUGAGGGGGAUGAGGCACCGGGAAAGCUCCCGCUGCUCCAGAGCCGAGCCCCGAGCGCGACAAUCCAAAGGAUUUCUGGCAGCCCGGACAGCGGAACAAUCCCUGGAAAGAGAGAGGGGACGCUGCCUCACAGCCCCACGGUGAAUUUUAGCACGCAACAAUUAUAAAUUAUUUAUUAUUAAACAAUAAUUUGGAGUCUGGACCCUCCAGCUCUCAAGAUAUUUGCUCCCCCAGGAUGCCACCAGGACUUUUCCUUCCUCAAGAUAAGGAAAAC